This is a messenger RNA of Asparagus officinalis (garden asparagus), 795 nucleotides long. RefSeq names its product nucleolar complex protein 2 homolog. Gene Ontology annotation, cellular component: Noc1p-Noc2p complex; nucleolus; Noc2p-Noc3p complex. The record is from RefSeq and is a predicted model, not a curated record. Gene Ontology annotation, biological process: ribosomal large subunit biogenesis. NCBI's taxonomy places the organism in Eukaryota, Viridiplantae, Streptophyta, Magnoliopsida, Asparagales, Asparagaceae. The transcript has 3 exons. The coding region runs from base 1 to 795 and encodes 264 amino acids.
AUGGUUGUUGAAGGUCUUAGUAGUAGAUCUAAAGAGGGAAGAGAGGAUGAAGAAACGAUUUUCGAGGCUGAUGAGGAAACUCAACCCGCUGUGGAGUCACAAAAGAAGCCAGAAAAAGCAGUUACAACUGCAAUGGUUGAUUCCUGGUGCAAAGCAAUUAAAGAAGAAAGAAGGCUUGGUGCAAUUAGAUCUAUGUUGCGGGCCUUUCGUUUUGCAUGCCACUGCGGUGAUGACAGUGAUGUCACAUUACCAAAAUUUAGUAUCGUCUCGAGCAAUGUUUUCAAUAAAAUAAUGUUGUUUGUUCUGAAUGAAAUGGAUGGCAUUCUCCGUGGUUUGCUUGGUGCUCCAAACACUGGAGGGAGAAAGGAAACAAUUAUGGAUCUAACAACCACAAAAACCUGGACGAAACAUGGCACUUUAAUGAGGAUAUAUCUUAGCAACACACUUCACAUAUUGACAGAAAUGACCGAUGAGCAGAUGAUCUCGUUCACAUUGAAACGCGUGAAGGCAUCAGGUGUAUUUUUAGCUGCCUUUCCUACUCUCUUGAGGAAAUACAUCAAUGUAGCACUCCACUCAUGGGGCACUGGAAGAGGUGCACUCCCAAUUGUGUCAUUCCUAUUCCUAAGGGACUUGUGUGUUCGACUUGGUUCGGAUUGUCUUGAUACUUGCCUCAAGGGUAUGUACAAGGCCUAUGUGAUGAAUUGUAAAUUAUCUAAAUCUGUUUAUGUCUUCAAGUCUCACUCUUUUUUUGGUGUAAAACACAUAAGCUGGAUAUCAUGGACAUCCAUUUCCUAA